Orussus abietinus is the source of this 1255-nucleotide messenger RNA. RefSeq lists its product as uncharacterized. Gene Ontology annotation, molecular function: protein binding; serine-type endopeptidase inhibitor activity. The record is from RefSeq and is a predicted model, not a curated record. Bases 155 to 514 code for a protein of 119 amino acids. NCBI's taxonomy places the organism in Eukaryota, Metazoa, Arthropoda, Insecta, Hymenoptera, Orussidae. The transcript is spliced from 3 exons.
UUUGCAAUGAGAAUCGCUGGAUUCUCGGUAGAGGAUUAUUUUUCCUCGUUGCUCAACCGUUAGAUCGGGUUCAAUCGAGCUGCUUCGGCAAGGAUCAGUCAUCCCAGUCAUCGUCGGUCCUUGCCGAGCUUCGAGUCCGUUCCUUACAUUUAUCAUGAAGUACUGCGUCAUUUUAUAUUUCUCGGCUAUUUUAACAUCGUAUUGCGGUUCAACGCCAGACGAUGACGAUACACCUUGGGUUUGGGAAAGUAAUCAGGAAAAUGGUUUACCUAAGCCCGCUACGUCAACGAUGACGACCAAAUUGGAAGGAACGACUGCUACUGUCAGUCCUACAACGGAAAGUUCCGUAGAUACUCCCAGGACCUGUCCGCAGUGCUUAAUAACUCCGGAAUACAAUCCUGUGUGUGGAACUAACAAGGUCACGUACAAUAAUCCCAAUGCCCUUAAGUGCGCUAAAUUUUGUGGACAAGAUGUGGACCUCCUGUUUUAUGGUGCAUGUCUUCCCUUAGCUUAAAGUGUUAGUCAUUGUGGUGUAAAGUUACAAUCAACCGAAAUAAAAAUGUAAUUUUUCUGCGGACAACUUUUAGCUUCAUUUGUCUAAUGGAUUUACUUUAUUUUCAUUUAACUGCAAUUCUUUCUCCGUAGCUUCUCAAAUUGGCAAUUGCGUUGCGAAGAAGAUUAUAUUAUUCAUAAAUCGAUGUCUUUGAGUAAACGUGUAAUCGUGCGAAGACUAUUUUUCUUCCGACAUUGUUUACGUAAGGGAAUCAUUUCUUCAAGCGGUUAAGCUUUAUUGUCUGCACACGUGCCAUUGAUUGAGGUUUACUUAUUAUAAUGUAUAGCUUAAGCACAGCGCAACGUAUUAAUUAAGAAGUGCAAAUUAAGAAGUGAAAAUAUUAUGCGAUGACGAUAAUGUAAAGAAAAAAUGGAAUAGGACAAUCUAUAAAGUCGACGUUUUUCUAAUUUGAAAUCAGGAUUUGGCUAGUUUAGACCGGAAAUUUAAUAAAUGUUUUCUUUUUUCUCAAUUAAUUUCUAAACGUCCGAAUUCUAGAGAACUAUAAUACCAUAUUAACGAUAUCGUGUAAUGUAAUCAUGUGUCAGUAAUGAGCUUAGGCCCUCUAAAAUUAAUGUAAGUGAAAACUUAUAUGAAAUUAUAACGUUAUCUCUAAUAUACACAAGCUUUUUUAUGCGUACAUAGAGGCAACAUAGAGGAACGAUACUCUUUUAUUCUGAAAGAAAAUAAAAACUCGUAAAUUCA